Messenger RNA from Phalaenopsis equestris, 606 nucleotides. RefSeq lists its product as uncharacterized. The coding region runs from base 72 to 527 and encodes 151 amino acids. The record is from RefSeq and is a predicted model, not a curated record. Lineage: Eukaryota; Viridiplantae; Streptophyta; Magnoliopsida; Asparagales; Orchidaceae. Gene Ontology annotation, cellular component: mitochondrion. The transcript has a single exon.
AUACAAUAAACACAAGGACUCUCCUAAAACCCUAAAAACCAGAAAACCAGGCACUAGUCUCCAGUCCAUCUAUGGCGUUCUCCGGCCGGCUACGAGAUCUGAUGAAGAAGUACGGAAAGGUGGCCCUCGGCGUCCAUCUGUCUGUGUCCGCAGCCUCCAUCACAGGAUUCUACGUUGCCAUAAAAAACAAUGUGGAGGUUGAGUCCCUCUUCGAGAAGUUUGGACUCUCCUCCACAGUUCCUCACCAUCAGUCUCCUUCGGGAGACAGUGGAGCAUCCACAGAAGAUCCUACGUCUGUUAUUCUGGAAGACCACGAGUUCCCUCCUCCCACUGCCGUCGACCAAGGGGAGCAGCAGCCUCGGCUUAAAAAUCGGACAGCAGAACUUGCGGCAUCGAGUGGUGGUGCGUUGGCGCUAGCGAUCCUUUGCAACAAGGCGCUUUUCCCUAUCCGUGUUCCAAUCACGAUCGGGCUGACGCCGCCGAUUGCCAGAUUUCUCGCAAGAAGGAAUGUCCUAAAAAACGUGUAACUUUACACUUGAUCACUCCCUCAGUUUCGUGUAUCCAUAUGCUGUUUGUUUAAUAGAUUAAAACGUUUCGUUUGGCUUC